Messenger RNA from Spodoptera exigua (beet armyworm), 5483 nucleotides. Lineage: Eukaryota; Metazoa; Arthropoda; Insecta; Lepidoptera; Noctuidae. The record is from the annotation of a GenBank genome assembly.
AAAAUCAGCUGGACAAUGAAAUAGAAAAUGUCAAAACUUUGUUAUUAAAAUUUUAAAUUCCAAUUUGUGUGGAAAAUGGAUUCAAAUUAUGUCAAAUCCAUUAUAGAAGGCCUGAAAUCAUCAUCUUCUAGUCGUGUCCAAGAAACCCUGUUAAAAAUAAGGAAUAAAGUCAUCAGCAAUGACACUGGAAUCAAACUUUUUAGGGAAUGUGGUGGCUUAGAAUAUUUGUUGCCACAUUUGCGAAAGCCCAAUGAAAGAAUACUUGAUAUUACCUUAAGUAUACUCGGUAAUUGUUGUCUUGAAGAAGAAAGCAGCUUGGUGGUUGGUAAAUACAGUUUUGCACCAUUGGUGAAUAUUAUAAAAACAGUGUGCCGUGAUAGCAUAGUUGGUAGAGCAUGCAGAGUAAUUGGGAAUCUGGCACAAAGAAACACUAAUGCAGAUGGCUUACACAAUCAUGGUGCUGUGACUGCACUAGUUACACUCAUUGAGAACAGAGAUAAGAAUACUUCAUACCCUACCCUCACUAUGGCUGUGCGGGCUAUCAGGCAACUAUGGAUGGUAAACGAAAAAAGGGAAGAGAUGCUUAGUUUAAACUCAGUCCGAUGCAUAGCAAUACUACUGACAACUGAAUGUGAGACUGCUGGUAUUAUUAAAUCUACCACUAUAGCACGUGAAAUGGAAGGUCUAAGGAAGAGUCAAGAAGAACUUAUUACUGGGAUAUUGAAGUGUCUUGGAUACUUUACUACCCAUUCUACUGCACAAUGUGCUGAACAGAUCCAAGGAGAUGGUAGAGGGUAUCAGUGUCUAGUAGCACUAACAAAGAGGUUUGAGUCAUUGGCUUUGAAGUGUCUUAUGAAUCUAUGCUACCUGUCAAGCUGUCGCCCUUUACUGGGCAUUGCAGGGUUUGUAGAGUGUUUAGUGGGCAUACUACAGAAAAAUACAGAUGUUGCUUCUUGGCCGGAAGGUACGGCGCAAGCCCUGGCACAGCUGAGUGGUGAAUCUGUGAACCGAUCGCGUUUACGACACUGUGGCGGCUUACCAUUGUUGGUAGCCGCAGCAAGAAUUAACCCACACGCCAUGCACGCACUUCUCCAAUACGUUUUUGACGACACUUCAUUCCAAAUUUUAGUUAAUGAAGGUCUUGUAAGCUUGCUUACUGAUGAACUCACUGCAUAUCUAACUACAAUGAAAGACGAGCAUUCUAAUACGGAGCAUAAAACAGUUGUUACCGAAUCAAAUAAUAAAAUCCAAGAAAGUUCAAAAGAAGUUAAAUCUGAUGUUGAAAUGCCACCUUCUGAACCUAGCUCAAGCAGUGUUGAAGGAAAAGCAAGUCUUUUUGCACGACGUAAAGGUCCAUUAUCUGGGCAAAAUGAAGAUGAAUUGAAGGUAGUAAUAGAAAGAGACAAUAUGAUCGUAGGAUUUGUGGAUGCGGUUGAUAGUGACGCUACAGAUGAUAGUCAGAGUGAAGACGAAGUAUCGCCUAAUAGACGUAAGGGCCUGAAGAGAGCUAGGUCUAAUAGCCCGAAAACCAUUAAAAAGAAAUCACAACUGAUUAAAAUGGCCAGUAAGGAUUGGUCAGCUGGUGUUUAUUGGGAACCCAAAAGUCCUGAAUGGCCCACAAACCCACAAGCGUCAGGAUCGCGAGUAUCUAUGAGCCCAGAUAGGGGAGAUCAUGGCCCAAUGUCUCCAUAUUCCGAUGGAUGUCAGUCUGGCUUCAGCCCAGAGUACAGAGGAUUUUCGUCUAAUAAGCGUGCUAGGUGGGACUGGAGUCCUGAGUCAGGCGUCAGUUCUGGUGACGCCAGUUCUAUGUCGCCUUAUUGGACUGACUAUCAGUGGAGCCCCAGUAGUUCUGGAGGGCCCACAUCACCUUAUAGCAAUAAAGAAGAUAGUUCUGAUUCAGAAAUAUCUGGUCGUUACUCGCCCGUGUGCAGUGACAACGAGGGUGAAAUAGUGGACUUAGCCGGGCCUAGUAACGCAGCCGCUGAACUUGAUGCGGCGCAAGUGGCGCAUGAUCUCGACGAACUCAUCAUGGAAGACGACGAGAGUAUCGAAGAAGAAACUCCUUUAGAAGAUGCUGCCAAAUUGGUCACAAAUACUAAAUCUUCUCGCAUUGCGUGUGUACUGGUACUACUGUUUCGCGUUUCGCACGGAGCUUGUAGUUCAUUUGGUGCCAUUCGCGAGGAACCAGUGCCCAACCAAACACUGGAACUGUUGACGGGACGGGAGUGCCUGAAUGCUCUCUUAGACUACGUGGAAAGGUGCAAGCGACCUCUUGGACGAGCUGCUCGCAUUCUUGCUAGAGUAUUAAGUAAUGCUCUUUGCCUAAUGAGCAUAUUGAAACAUAGGUUAGCUCUACGACUACACUACAUGUCCGUCUCCUCUAAACAUCCGCCUACCAAAUGCCAGCAAUGCAAACAAAUCUUAAGGUUAAGUGCUAAACUGUUAAGUCAAUUGACGAUAUUGGCAGAGUCAAGUUAUGGUAUUGGUGAAAUAAGCUACCAGUUGCUCAAGGGAAGCUCGACCAUGAAGCAAACACUGUCGUUGACAUUACCCUACAUCGUAAGAACUGAAAAACCUCUCAAGAAGUAUUUGAUAGACUGCAGCGGACUCAACUUGUUAUUCUCCAUAAUAGCCGAAUCUAAAGAAGACAUACAAGAUUGCGUUACAGCAUUAGCAAAAUUAGCCAACAACGUGCACAUAAAAGACCCUAAAGUUCUUGAAAAUAGAUUCACAGGUCAAAUAUGUGUUAGUUACGAUCCUAUACUUGACAACUUGUCCAUUGACGAAAUUGUUACUUUUGAACUGGAUGACUUGACAACAGUUAAGGCAAACAGAGUAUUUUUAUGUCAAAACUCUGAAGUUUUUAGCGCCAUGUUGAUGGGAUGCUUCAAGGAAUCUGAAGAAAAAUGUGUCAGAUUGAAGAAUGUAACCAAACCUGCACUGGAAUAUCUUUUUACCUUAUUGCAUUUUGGAUUGAACAACCCCAAGAAUGAUGUCCAAAUUUUUCCAAUGGCUGAGAAACUGGAAACGAAUUUAGAAGUUCUUUUGUUAGCCGAUAGAUUCUUAUUCGAAAAACUCAAAGGACUACUGAGCAGUGCAAUCUUACAGUUCCAGUUAAAUCCGGAUACUGCUGAUAAGAUAUAUGUAUGGUCACUCAGUGAAGGCAUGGGCUUCUUGUGUGUAGAAUCAGUAGCUUAUUUGCUUACUGGUAAAAUGUGCGAGACGGAUCGAACAAAAUCUUUUAGGAAUAUACUUGAUUUAGAGUAUAAAGAACAAUGGCUUGAAGAUAUUAAGUCCAUGAUACUGAGACAGUUGGUUAAGUGAUCAUUAUUAUUAUUCAAAAUAAGGUCACAGAACUUUAUGAUUCCUGUUAUAGUAGCUUGAAUAUAAAUAAUUAAUUAACAAACGUUAUAACUGCCCCAUAUAGCAAUAUUUUACUAUGUUCAGAUAUUUUAAUAGGUUUAAAUUUAUCUACCUAAAUAUUAUGUUUAAUGCAUUUACUUUAAAUUUUAAAACAUUUAAAAAAUGAAUUUACCCACCAGUCAAUAUUUGUGAUAACAUAAUUUUAUACGUAAUUUAAUAUAAGCAAAUUACUGACGUUACUCCUUGAAUCGUCAUUUUGGACUCUAUUACUGUAUCAAAACAUUAAUUCAUGAAUUAAAACUACAAGUGUAGGUAGGUAUAUCUUUUUUAAUACUGAGUGUAUAUAAUAAAUGCUUAUAAUUGUAUCAUGUUUAGGAAUAAAUAAAAGUUAGGCUGCUUGAAACUGAUUAUAUUUACUUAUACAUUACAUUAUAUUAUAAAUUAUUAACACACCUUAUCAUUAGUUUGUCAUUAAUUAUGUCAAAAAUAAAAAUCCUUUAAAUUCCAAACCAAUCAAAUAUUUUUAAUGUGAGUUUGUCAUCGAGAUCUACGAGGAUUCGGGUAGAUAUUCAAGGAAAUUAUCAUAUAAGAAAUGCAUAGAGAGAAAUAUAUGACGUUCAUUGAUGGUAUGCAUGUAAGCUGAAAGAAAGAGUGAGUAUGAUGCUUUAAAUGAUUGAUGAAACCGUGGCAAUUGGGUAGUUUCAUAGGUCAAAAAUAAAUUAAUUCGACGUUUCAAUACGAUAAAAUAUUGAAAAAUAACUAUACUUUUAUUCAUCGAUCACUUGGUUUUAUAUUUUUUUUAGCUAAUUAUUAAGAAUUAAGUAAGAUAUUUGACGCAAAGAUGUUAUGACGAUAGUUGGAAACUAUCGUAUUGCAAAAGCAAAAGCCCAGGACAAACUAUAUAAUACAUUUAGAAAGUCCUGCAAGCCAGAAAGAGCUGUACCGGCUCUUUAGAAUGAGGGAAAGAAAGGCGAGGGAUGUUUGCCAGGUAAGAUGUGUAAGAGAUGAAAGUGGAAUGGUUCUAUCGGAUAAUGACAAAAACAAAGAGAGGUGGAAGGAAUAUUUUGAAAGACUUAUGAAUGAGGAAAAUAAUUGGAGUGGGGUUUUAGAGAAUAAACCAGUGAAUGUGGGGUUAGUGAGAAUUGUUAGUAUGGAGGAAGUUAGAGUAGCAGUGAAUGGAAUGAAAAAUGGUAAAGCCAUUGGCUCAGAUGGAAUACCAGUUGAGGUGUGGAAGUAAUUAAGAGUAGAUGGAUGGGUGUGGUUGGCUUUGUUCUUCAAUAAAUUGUUGCAGGAAGAAGCCAUACCUGAUGAAUGGUGCAACAGUUCUUUGGUGCCCAUCUUUAAAAACAAAGGUGAUGUGCCUGAGUGCAACAAUUAUAGAGGAAUAAAGCUAAUGUCGCAUACCAUGAAAGUAUGGGAGAAAGUUAUUGAACGGCGGCUGAGAGAAGGGAGUGAAAUUUCACAGAACCAAUUUGGUUUUAUGCCUGGUCGUUGUACAACGGAUGUCAUAUUUUCUAUACGCCAGUUGAGCGAAAAAUACAGAGGUGUACUUGCACAUGGUAUUCGUUGACCUCGAAAAGGCAUAAGACCGGGUACCUCGUGAGGUUCUGUGGUGGGCCCUUAAGGAGAAAGGUGUGCCUGGGAAAUAUGUGCAGUUGAUCCGAUCUAUGUAAAGUCGCUGCAGUACACAAGUUUGGUCUGCAGCGGGCACCACUAACAACUUCAACCAAGGGCCGACUCUCAGCCCUUACCUCUUCCUGAUAAGAAUAACGUCGGACAUUCAGGAAGAGGCUCCCUGGUCUAUGCUGUUUGCCGAUAAUAUUGUGCUGGUUGCCGAGAGCGCACUAGAGGUCCAGAGCAGAUUGGAGGUGUGGUGGCAAAGACUGAAGAGUGUUGGCCUAUAAUUGAGCAGAACUAAAACAGAGUACCUGUUCUGCGAUUUUGGCGGUCUCUCUAGUCCUGUGCCCAUUGCUCUCGCCGGAACGCCCAUACCAACCUGUUCUGAUUUUCUGUACCUUGGAUCGCUUAUCCAAGGGAAUGGUGAGAUAGACCGAGACUCGGAUCAACUCAGGAUGGAUGAAAUGGCGACAGGUCACUGGAACAACUUGCCACACACGGUU